AAGAGAAUUAGCUAACCGAAUGUUACGUAAAACUACAAACAACCCAAGGCUGCUGAAUUGUCUGGGGCAAAGCAGCAUUUUCUUAAAUAACCAUAACUGGAAAACGAUAAUAAAUCACUACUGGAAACUUAUCAGGCUAUAGAAGAAAACUGGGACGGCUGAAGAGCUAGGUUGGAAAAAGUUUAUACAAAACCAUGGUGGAAUAUUAUCACAUUUUAGGAGUCCUAAGAAAUGCAUCUCAAGAAGACAUAAAAAAAGCGUACAGAAAAUUGGCACUAAAAUGGCAUCCUGACAAAAACCCAGAAAAUAAGGAAGAGGCAGAGAAGAAGUUCAAAGAACUUUCUGAGGCCUAUGAGGUUCUGUCAGAUGCCAACAAGAGGAACAUGUAUGAUCGCUAUGGUAAAGCAGGCCUAACAACAAACAGCGGAGGAGGUGUUGGACAUUACCACAAUGGUGAUCACUUCAACGAAGGGUUCACGUUCCGCAAUCCUGAAGAUGUCUUCAGAGAGUUCUUUGGCGGUCGAGAUCCUUUUGCGGAUUUCUUUGGAGGGGAUCCGUUUGGGGAUGAGUUCUUCGGUGCAGGGAGGAGGCACCACAGGGGAGUGAGCAGGAGUCGAACGGGGGGACCCUUCUUCGGAGGAUUCGGUGGCUUCCCACCGUUUGGUGCAGGCUUCACAGCGUUUGACCCAGGCUUUACUUCUUUCGGACACAUGGGUCACAUGGGUCAUAUGGGUCCUAUGGGCCAUAUGAGUCACAUGGGUCAUCUGGGAGGAGGAGGAGGAGGAGGCCAUGGUGGCUUCACUGCCUUCUCCUCCACCUCCUUUGGUGGCGGGAGUGGAGGUGGAGGAGGCGGGAUGGGCAACUUCCGCUCUGUAUCAACCUCCACCAAAUUCAUCAACGGCAGGAAAAUCACAACAAAAAGAAUUGUGGAGAAUGGACAGGAACGCGUAGAGGUGGAAGAAGACGGACAGUUAAGAUCACUAACCGUCAAUGGGGCAAAGCCUAUUGCCACAGUUCAAGCAGUCCAACAGGAGGAGUGCAGACAAACUGUUACUGCACACUCCUCCAGUGCACAUGCCUCCCGGUCCCCUGUUCCCCGUCCUCCUUAUCAUCAUGUAAAGACUUCCUCCCACAGGCCCACUCCAGACAGAGAGGAGGGAAGGAGCCCAGCUUCAGUACACAGUGAAAACAAGAGGAAGAAACCCAUGCCUGAGCCCACAGAGGAUGCCAAAAAGAGAAAAACAUGAUCCAGUACACACAGAUCCUUGUCCUCCUAGUCCGCUACGGAAACAAUAUGUUAUUGAUACACCCUUAACAAUGAAUAUUGUUUUAAAGGACACUUAAAUAUGGGGUCCUCAAAGCGCUUUAGCAAGAAUGCACAGAUACUGUAAAUGUAUAAUUCUGACUAGUUUUCUAUUAUACACUGCUCAAAAAAAUAAAGGGAACACUUAAACAACACAAUAUAACUCCAAGUCAAUCACACUUCUGUGAAAUCAAACUGUCCACUUAGGAAGCAACACUGAUUGACAAUAAAUUUCACAUGCUGUUGUGCAAAUGGAAUAGACAACAGGUGGAAAUUAUAAGCAAUUAGCAAGACACCCCCAAUAAAGGAGUGGUUCUGCAGGUGGUGACCACAGACCACUUCUCAGUUCCUAUGCUUCCUGGCUGAUGUUUUGGUCACUUUUGAAUGCUGGCGGUGCUUUCACUCUAGUGGUAGCAUGAGACUGAGUCUACAACCCACACAAGUGGCUGAGGUAGUGCAGCUCAUCCAGGAUGGCACAUCAAUGCGAGCUGUGGCAAGAAGGUUUGCUGUGUCUGUCAGCGUAGUGUCCAGAGCAUGCAGGCACUACCAGGAGACAGGCCAGUACAUCAGGAGACGUGGAGGAGGCCGUAGGAGGGCAACAACCCAGCAGCAGGACCGCUACCUCCGCCUUUGUGCAAGGAGGAUCACUGCCAGAGCCCUGCAAAAUGACCUCCAGCAGGCCACAAAUGUGCAUGUGUCUGCUCAAACGGUCAGAAACAGACUCCAUGAGGGUGGUAUGAGGGCCCGACGUCCACAGGUGGGGGUUGUGCUUACAGCCCAACACCGUGCAGGACGUUUGGCACUUGCCAGAGAACACCAAGAUUAGCAAAUUCGCCACUGGCGCCCUGUGCUCUUCACAGAUGAAAGCAGGUUCACACGCACAUGUGACAGACGUGACAGAGUCUGGAGACGCCGUGGAGAACGUUCUGCUGCCUGCAACAUCCUCCAGCAUGACCGGUUUGGCGGUGGGUCAGUCAUGGUGUGGGGUGGCAUUUCUUUGGGGGGCCGCACAGCCCUCCAUGUGCUCGCCAGAGGUAGCCAGACUGCCAUUAGGUACCGAGAUGAGAUCCUCAGACCCCUUGUGAGACCAUAUGCUGGUGCGGUUGGCCCUGGGUUCCUCCUAAUGCAAGACAUUGCUAGACCUCAUGUGGCUGGAGUGUGUCAGCAGUUCCUGCAAGAGGGAGGCAUUGAUGCUAUGGACUGGCCCGCCCGUUGCCCAGACCUGAAUCCAAUUGAGCACAUCUGGGACAUCAUGUCUCGCUCCAUCCACCAACGCCACGUUGCACCACAGACUGUCCAGGAGUUGGCGGAUGCUUUAGUCCAGGUCUGGGAGGAGAUCCCUCAGGAGACCAUCCGCCACCUCAUCAGGAGCAUGCCCAGGCGUUGUAGGGAGGUCAUACAGGCACGUGGAGGCCACACACACUACUGAGCCUCAUUUUGACUUGUUUUAAGGACCUUACAUCAUAGUUGGAUUAGCCUGUAGUGUGGUUUUCCACUUUAAUUUUGAGUGUGACUCCAAAUCCAGACCUCCAUGGGUUGAUAAAUUUGAUUUCCAUUGAUAAUUUUUGUGUGAUUUUGUUGUCAGCACAUUCAACUAUGUAAAGAAAAAAGUAUUUAAUAAGAAUAUUUAAUUCAUUCAGAUCUCGGGUGUGUUAUUUUAGUGUGCCCUUUAUUUUUUUGAGCAGUGUAUAUUUUAUCUUACGCCCAUACGUAAAUGCGGGGUGCAUCCGACUAAAUGAUUCAGAAAACCAUGCAAAAUAGAAUUGAAAUUAGUUUAAAUCAUGACACUUGUCUUCCCUUACACCCAGUAAUAUACAUUACUGAAGGAACACUGUCGAUUAGUUUAGCUGAAAUAUUGAAUGGGUGAUGUGCAAGGGUUGACUUGUCAGUCCAUUAUAAUAUAUGUGAUAGAUGUUACUUCCUAGCUCCCAGUGCCCUCAGCAGAGGGUUACAUUUGCUCUUGGAGGAGAGGGGCUUGUCCCCGUAGCCCUGGAACAGCUGAGGACCGUCAUGCUCCUCCUCCGCCUCCGAACUGAUCUCCAUCUUCUGAACGAUCAGCUUCAGCAGGUUGUGCUGCUUCUCAAUAACAUUAGACAUCUCCUUCAGCCUGGGUAAAUAAUAAAACAUAAUUUUAAUAGUCUAAAAAUGUGUGUAGAAUUGAAGCGCUUAAUACAAAAUUGAUAGAAUGCACUUUAAAUACUGAUAGAUUUUUAAAUACUGAUAAACUCAACACUGAUAAACAAUAUCAUGUUAAUACUUGUGCAUUGCUCUGAUGUUGUAUUUGAAUAAGGUCAAAUAACCACUGGUGUGAACUAAGUCCUCACCUGUACUUCUGUUUACUGAUUUCCUGUUCCAUAGGUGUAGAUGGAUGGGAAGUGGGGUUGAGACGGGUUCUCCCAUGUCCCAUACCCAGCAUUGCAAAGAACAUUUCUCUCUGUUAAAGGAGAUUCAGACUACUCAUUAUUACUUUGUUGUUUACCAAACAUCUAUACCAAAAACUAACAGUGUCCUAUGGUGGGCUUGGACAACCUCCAUGUCUCUCCAUAAGUAUUUCCAUGCUGAGUAUUAGUUGAUUUAACAAUCCUUUAAACUAACUGAUACACAAUUUUUAUAGAUCAAUAGAUAAACUGAAGAAAGUCCAUUAUUAAAUGCCUUCGAAAGGAUCUCAAAAUAUUUGUUAUGUUUUUCAAUUUGAAAGCCCUUCGAUUUUACACAAACAUUCAAAGGGCAGUUAACAUGUUCUUUUCAAUACGACCACUUGUAGAAAGGACACACCUUUCUUCUGCAGGCUCUGUUAGGGUACUCAGUGAGAGAGGCCUGGUCAACCCUCUUCAUUAACCAGUACGGCAUCUUCUCCUCUAGACUAGUGUGAAGCUCAAUCUGUAGAAUAAUGGUUUAUAAUACAUGCAGAUUUUUUUUUAUCCUGGCAGUAAAACACUAGUAAAGAGUUUGAAAAUUCUUAGAGUUUGAAAAAGCAUGACAAAGAAAUCAAAACACACCUGCAUUCCCAUUUGCUUCAGCACAGCAUUUGCCUGUACCUCUGCUAUGUCACCAACAGCCAAGCCAAUCUAUGUCACACAAACGGUAGUCAUGUAGAUGCAAUGAAACAUCCUUAGUUGAUAAUGGGAGUAUAAGAAAAUUGCUUCCUGUAGGAUUUUAGGACUUACCAUUAGGUUCAUGAGGAGAAUGGGCACAGCGAAGGUGAACAUAACAAAAAUGGCAUAGGUCAAAGAAGGGAAUGGCAGAAUCCCUUCCAGAAAUGGCUUCAGGAUAUUUUCUUGGUAGUUGAGUUCUCCAACCAUCAUGACAAAUAUUUGCAUGAUUGCUAGCAGCAUGCUAGAUCCACUGUCAACAAAGUUCUGGGAACAACGACGCAUAAAGUCAUAUACAGUGAACACCAAAAGUAUUGGGACAGUGACACAUAAGUUUGUUGUUGUUUCGGCUCUGUACUCCAGCACUUUGGAUUUGAAGUGCAGACUGUCAGCUUUAAUUUGAGGGUACUUUCAUCCAUAUCGUGUUAAGAAAUUACAGCACAUUUUUGCGCAUAAUCCCCCCUAUUUUAGGGAACCAAAAGUAUUGGGACAAUUUCACUUACAGUUGAAGUCGGAAGUUUACAUACAACUUAGCAAAAUACAUUUAAACUCAGUUUUUCACAAUUCCUGACAUUUAAUCCUUGUAAAAAUGCCCUGUCUUAGGUCAGUUAGAAUCACCACUUUAUUUUAAGAAUGUGAAAUGUCAGAAUAAUAGUAGAGAGAAUGAUUUCUUUCAACUUUUAGUUAUUUCAUUACAUUCCCAGUGGGUCAGAAGUUUACAUACACUCAAUUAGUAUUUGGUAGCAUUGCCUUUAAAUUGUUUAACUUGGGUCAAACAUUUUGGGUAGCCUUCCACAAGCUUCCCACAAUAAGUUGGGUAAUUUUGGCCCAUUCCUCCUGACAGAGCUGGUGUAACUUGCUCGCACACGGUUUUUCAGUUCUGCCCACACAUUUGAUAUAGGAUUGAGGUCAGGGCUUUGUGAUGGCCAUUCCAAUACCUUGACUUUGUUGUCCUUAAGCCAUUUUGCCGCAACUUUGGAAGUAUGCUAUGCUUGGGGUCAUUGUCCAUUUGGAAGACCCAUUUGCAACCAAGCUUCAACAUCCUGAGCGAUAUCUUGAGAUGUUGCUUCAAUAUAUCCACAUAAGUUUCCUGCCUCAUGAUGCCAUCUAUUUUGUGAAGUGCACCAGUCCCUCCUGCAGCAAAGCACCCCCACAACAUGAUGCUGCCACCACCGUGCUUCACUGUUGGGAUGGUGUUCUUCAGCUUGCAAGCCUCCCCCUUUUUACUCCAAACAUAACGAUGGUCAGAAUGGCCAAACAGUUAUAUUUUUGUUUCAUCAGACCAGAGGACAUUUCUCCAAAAAGUAUGAUCUUUGUCCCCAUGCAGUGCAGUUGCAAACCGUAGUCAGGCUUUUUUAUGGCGGUUUUGGAGCAGUGGCUUCUUCCUUGCUGAGCGGCCUUUCAGGUUAUGUCGAUAUAGGACUCGUUUUACUGUGAAUAUAGAUACUUUUGUACCUGUUUCCUCCAGCAUCUUCACAAGGUCCUUUGAUGUUGUUCUGGGAUUGAUUUGCACUUUUCACACCAAAGUACGUUCAUCUCUAGGAGACAGAAUGCGUCUCCUUCCUGAGCGGUAUGAUGGCUGCGUGGUCCCAUGGUGUUUAUACUUGCGUACUAUUGUUUGUACAGAGGAAUGCGGUACCUUCAAGCAUUUGGAAAUUGCUCCCAAGGAUGAACCAGACUUGUGGAGGUCUAUAGUUUGUUUACAAGAAAUUUGUGGAGUGGUUGAAAAACGAGUUUGAAUGACUCCAACCUAAGUAUAUGUAAACUUCUGACUUCAACUGUACAUGUGUAUUAAAGAAGUCAAAAGUUAAGUAUUUGGUCCCAGCACGCAAUGAUUACAUCCAGCUUGUGACUCUACAAAUUGGUUGGAUGCAUUUGCUGUUUGUUUUGGUUACGUUUCAGAUUAUUUUGUGCCCAAUAGAAAUGAAUGGGAAAUAAUGUGUUGUGUCAUUUUGGAGUCACUGUUUCUACCAUGAUUCUGGAUAAUCCUGAAUAAAUUGUGAAUUAUGAUGAGUGAGAAAGUUAGACACACAAAUAUCACCCCCCCCCCAAAAAAAUGAUAACCUCUCCUAUUAUUGUAAUGGUGAGAGGUUAGCAUGUCUUGAGGGUAUGAUAUUUGUGCGUUUUGUAAUUUUCUCACUCAUCAUUAUUCACGAUUCAUUCAGUAUUAUCCGUAAUCAUGAUAGCAUCCUCAUUAAUGUAGAAGUGUUAGAAAGAUAUUAUAUUCUUAUUUACAAAUAAAAGAGACUCAAAAAUGACACAAUACAUGUUUUAACAUUAUUUUCUAUUGAGCACAAAAUAAUCUGAAACAACCAAAAAUGCAUCCAACACAUUUGUAGUCACAAGCUUGGUGUAGUUAUUGCGUGCUAGGAAUAUGGGACCAAAUUCUUAACUUUUGACUACUUUAAAAUAAUAAUUUGUCCCAAUACUUUUGGUCCCCUAAAAUGGGGGGACUACAGUAUGUACAAAAAGUUCUGUAGUUUCUAAACGGCUCACCCCAUAUGAAUGAAAAUACCCUCAGAUUAAAGUUGACAGUCUGCACCUUAACCUCAUAGUCAUUGCAUAAUUUCAAAUCCAAAGUGCUGGAGUACAAAGCCAAAACAACAACAAAUGUGUCACUGUCCCAAUAGUUUUGGAGCUCACUGUAACUGUGGAAAUGCAUUAUACAAAUACAAGUUAUUGGUCAUUUUUAACAGAUGUUCACAAACACAUAGCUUCAUACAUUACACAAUACAAUGUUCUUCACAUAGAGAUAAAACAGUGUUAAAUCUCCAUGGUCCUGUAAACAUACCUGGUCUUGUAUCAGGGCAUAGAAAGCCAAUGCAAAUGCAAGCAGCAAGAAGAAGAACAGUACAAUGAUUCUUAAUAGAGUUUUUGCAGUCUCUAAAAACAUCACCACGUAGAUCCCAACACGUUCAAACCUGUGGACCAAUAGAGAUUUUAUUUGUUAAAAUUGCUUUUGUUGAUUAAAAAAAUAAUUUGAUCAGUUUAUAUAAUAAAUCUUUCUUCAAAGAUGAAUCUCAGUAAACCUACACUAUUUUAUGUAAAAAAAAAACAUCCAGUCUCCAUACCGUUGGAAAUAGAGGAGAAAGUUGAUCCAGGAUAGAAGAACUGCCACUACCCCAGCCUCCCAAUGCCAUGUGUCCUUGAAGUCCAUCAGUAAAGGGAUCACAAACAACAGAGAAGUGACGGCAGCACCCCAGUCCAUUGCAUUGGUCACAUCACGGAAGUACUUUGAACCCUUGAAUAGAAACACAUCAAAUUAACGUCUAUUUCAAAAUUGUAACGAAUUCGGGAGGUAGCCCCGAAUGGGUCUCGAACCCGGGUUCAGCGACUGUCAACCAACCACCUUAAACGUUAUACCAAGUUAUCCAAAAUCUUUGACAAGGUUGCUAGGUGUUGGGUUAACUUCGCUACAAUAUAUUUAAAAUGAUCAAAUCACACUACCAGAUAAAUCACACACCAUGGAUUGAGGCUACAGUAUUUAGAACCGAUUUAUAUUUCCAUGAUUACCUGCUGAACUAUCUGCACCAGCUCCUUGCCAACUGUGUACAGAUUCAUGGCAAGAAUCAGGAACAUGCAGGUGGUGAUAAAAUAGCAUUGCUGUGAAGAUGGAGGAUUUGUUAUUGAAUUGGGUUUCUGAGACAAACAAAUACACUAGGAAAGAAGUCUAAUGUCUUGCUGUGGAUGUAAUGGGAUCUCAUACAGCACCUUGUCAAGGGAGGUGGUCACCAUGCUUACUGAUGACGAUGGUGAUGUAGUAUGGGUGACAUUGGUGUUGAGGAUGGGCUUCAGAGUAUGAAUGAUGUGUGUCAGAGGCCCCAGACCAAGUGAGUAGACAGCCAGAUUGAGCAGAUGCACUUUGAUACCAUAGGCGUUCCUAAAUAGAUAUAAGAAACCAUUUGGUGAGUAUUCGCAGGUGACUGUGCACUAAUAUAUUUUGUAUAUAGCUUACUAUAUACUGUAGCUUGGCAUGACUUUUAAUUGAUGUUGUCAAUAUUUACAGUGUUGGAGACAGUAGUAUGAUGUUGAUAUUUACAGUGUUGGAGACAGUAGUAUGAUGUUAAUAUUUACAGUGUUGGAGACAGUAGUAUGAUGUUAAUAUUUACAGUGUUGGAGACAGUAGUAUGAUGUUAAUAUUUACAGUGUUGGAGACAGUAGUAUGUUGUCAAUAUUUACAAUGUUGGAGACAGUAGUAUGAUGUUGAUAUUUACAAUGUUGGAGACAGUAGUAUGAUGUUGAUAUUUACAGUGUUGGAGACAGUAGUAUGAUGUUAAUAUUUACAGUGUUGGAGACAGUAGUAUGAUGUUGUCAAUAUUUACAGUGUUGGAGACAGUAGUAUGAUGUUGAUAUUUACAGUGUUGGAGACAGUAGUAUGAUGUUGAUAUUUACAGUGUUGGAGACAGUAGUAUGAUGUUAAUAUUUACAGUGUUGGAGACAGUAGUAUGAUGUUGAUAUUUACAGUGUUGGAGACAGUAGUAUGAUGUUGAUAUUUACAGUGUUGGAGACAGUAGUAUGAUGUUAAUAUUUACAGUGUUGGAGACAGUAGUAUGAUGUUAAUAUUUACAGUGUUGGAGACAGUAGUAUGAUGUCGAUAUUUACAGUGUUGGAGACAGUAGUAUGAUGUUGAUAUUUACAGUGUUGGAGACAGUAGUAUGAUGUUAAUAUUUACAGUGUUGGAGACAGUAGUAUGAUGUUGAUAUUUACAGUGUUGGAGACAGUAGUAUGAUGUUGAUAUUUACAGUGUUGGAGACAGUAGUAUGAUGUUGAUAUUUACAGUGUUGGAGACGGUAGUAUAACCAUAGCGUAUUAUGAUAAAGGUCAUGCAGUGUCACUCA
Salvelinus fontinalis (brook trout) is the source of this 9233-nucleotide messenger RNA. RefSeq names its product dnaJ homolog subfamily B member 6-like. Gene Ontology annotation, biological process: protein refolding; positive regulation of proteasomal ubiquitin-dependent protein catabolic process. NCBI's taxonomy places the organism in Eukaryota, Metazoa, Chordata, Actinopteri, Salmoniformes, Salmonidae. The record is from RefSeq and is a predicted model, not a curated record. Gene Ontology annotation, cellular component: cytosol; endoplasmic reticulum membrane. The transcript has 10 exons. Gene Ontology annotation, molecular function: ATPase activator activity; Hsp70 protein binding. The coding region runs from base 195 to 1247 and encodes 350 amino acids.